CCUCACAAACCAGGAGCAACGAUCCAGGAUGGAAGUAUAAUGUUUUGAAAGAUAAAAAUGACAAAAAUUGUGUGAUUUGCAUUUUCUGCAACAAAGUAACCAGAGGGGGAAUUUAUCGUGCGAAGCAACAUAAAAUUGGAGGUCAUACAAAUGUGAAAGCAUGUACUAAGUGUCCACAAAAUGUCAAAGAUGAAUUGAGAGCAUAUGUCGAGAUCCAAAAGUCAAAGAAAAACCUUGAUGAUUUCCAUGACUUGGAUUUUGAACAAGGUGGAUUUGGUGAUGACGAAAUGAAUGAGGAUGAGGUAAUGGAGAUACCUAAUGUUCAAAAGAAAAGGACUGGAAUUAGUAUUGGAGGAGUUGAUAAAAGAAAGAAGUCAAAUGUGAAGGGUCCACUUGAUUUGUUAAUGUCGAAAGAUAAAGGAAAAUAUGUUCAAACAAGCAUAAAUGAUGCUUGCGACAAAGAGCUUUGAGGAAGAACGGUUCAAAAAACUGCUGCGUUUUUUUUUUACCAAGCGGGCAUAGCAUUCAAUGUUGCUAAGUUAGAUAGUUUCAAAGAGAUGAUUGGAGCUAUUGAAAACUAUGGGCCAAAUCUCAAGCCUCCUAGUUAUCAUGAGUUGCGAGUUCCACUUCUAAAGAAUGAGGUAGACAAUGUAGAGAAGUGGGUUGAAGGGCAAAAGGUGGAGUGGUCGAAAUUUGGAUGUUUAAUUAUGUCAGAUGGUUGGACGGAUCGAAAACAUAGGACAUGGAUCAACUUUUUGGUCAAUAGUUCUAAAGGGACUAUGUUUAUGGAAUCCGUUGAUGCUUCAUCUUAUACGAAGAUGUGGGAGAAGUUGUUUGACCUACUUGAUAAAAUUGUGGAGCGUAUCGGAGAAGCUAAUGUUGUUCAAGUUAUCACAGAUAACGGAAGCAACUUUAAAUUAGAUGGCAAGCUAUUGAUGGAAAAAAGAAAGCACUUGUUUAGGACACCGUGUGGAGCUCAUUGUUUAGAUAUCAUGCUUGAGGACAUUGCCAAGAUUUCUAAAGCCAAAGCAACCAUUGAAAGAGGAAUCUUUGUUUUUGGUUACAUCUACAACCACUGUGGCGCUUUAAACUUGAUUAGGGAGUUCACAAAAAAACAAGGAGCUGACAAGAAGUGGGGUUACACGAUUUACAACAACGUAUCUGACCCUACAAAGUUUGCAUAGGAAAAAGGCUCCAUUGCGAAAUAUGUUUGCAAGUGAAAAGUGGGUCAAUAGCAAGUGGGCAAAGGAUCGAAAAGGAACAAAGUGUAAUGACAUUAUUUUCACACCUGGUUUUUGGAGUAACGUUCUUUUCAGUCUCAAAGUGAUGGGCCUCAUAGUUCGAGUACUUCGUUUAGUGGACAAUGAGAAGAAACCCGCAAUGGGUUAUAUUUAUGAAGCUAUAAAGAGAGCAAAAACAACAAUAGCAAUGGCUUUAGGCGAGGAGAGCACCGACUACAUGAUGGUGUCAAGCAUAAUAGACAAAAGGUGGAAUUGUCAACUCCACUAUCCAUUACAUGCAGCGGGUUACUACCUUAAUACAGAGUUUUAUUGUACCAACCCGGACAUUGAGAAUAACAAAGAGGUCUCCGAUGGAUUGAUUGAGUGCAUUAAAAGGCUUAUCCCUAACAAGGAAAAACAAGAUAUUAUCAUGAAGGAAAUGGUGAUUUGGGUGAACCAAGAGGGCUCGUUUGGCUUAGAGAUGGCAAAGCGUGGAAUUGGUAAUAUCGCUCCUGAUAAGUUAUCUAAUUUUGAAUUAUUUUAUAUUUAAAUUUUAUUGUUUGUGUUGAAUUUGGUAUUUGUUAUCAGCUGAAUGGUGGAAACUAUAUGGGAAAGGGACCCCAAAUAUUCAACAAUUGGCUAUUAAAAUUCUUAUUUUAACUUGUAGUUCCUCGGGAUGCAAAAGAAA
Helianthus annuus (common sunflower) is the source of this 1908-nucleotide messenger RNA. RefSeq lists its product as uncharacterized. The transcript has 2 exons. NCBI's taxonomy places the organism in Eukaryota, Viridiplantae, Streptophyta, Magnoliopsida, Asterales, Asteraceae. The coding region runs from base 558 to 1184 and encodes 208 amino acids. The record is from RefSeq and is a predicted model, not a curated record.